ACCAGUACCGCGAGAGUCGUUCAAAUUUUAGUCCGGUUAAAAUGCGCUUCCACCUUUACGGGUUGUUCGCCCUUGUGAUGGCAAUGCAGUGCGACUACGGAAACACCGGAUAUCAAUUGGAUAUAAGGGAAAUACAAAGGCAGAAUCGAAUCACCGAGCAAAUUUUGCAAAACUACAUAGAAAAAAAACUGUUCCCCCAUAGCCAUAGGCCGUCGAAAGCGCCAAGCAUAUGGGACAUCCUGCCCAGAGACCGAAGAAAAAUAAACACAAACAAUAUUCAGGAUGUCCUGAAUAAAACUGAAAAGGAAACUUUGGAGAGCGUAGAGUCCGAACUGAUAAACUCUUAUUACAAAGACGAACCCGAGGAGAAUAACUUUAUAGGUGGACUCUUUAAACAUGAAAAAUCCAGUUCUAGGAGCGAUGACGACGAUUGUCCAAAUUGUAUAGAUGACUCCCUACCUCCUGCCCCAAAUAGAUGGACAAUGCCUCUAUUAAAGCUUGGCGAAAAGAGGUAUUAUCUAGGAAUUUUCUUUAAGGCCAAUUAUUAUAGAGCGACGCAGUACUGCAGAUUCCACGGCAUGCACUUGGCCAGCAUCACGUCCCAAGAGGAAAACGAUAAGCUGGAAAAGUACAUUAAAGACUACGGUCUGGGCAACGAGCACUUUUGGACGUCGGGCACCGAUUUGGCGGACGAAGGCCACUUCUUCUGGAUGUCCACCGGCCGACCGAUCACCUUCACGAACUGGAACGCCGGCGAACCGAACAACUUCGAGUUCGAGAACGGCGAGCAAGAAAACUGCAUCGAGCUGUGGAACAGGGAUGGCAAGGGAUUGAAAUGGAACGAUUCGCCGUGCUCUUUCGAAACAUACUUCGUGUGCGAAGUGCAGUCGUAAUUGGUAUAAAUUCUUAUCACUGAUUUGUUUCAUUAAUUUCUUCAACGAUUACGGAUCAAAUGAACGAAUGCACAGUGAUGGAAUGUAAUUGAUAAAGUUAAGACAUGCGAUUUUGUGCGAGUACAUUCAGAUCUUGCUCGCAUAAAUUUACCUUUCUCUAUUCCUCAAGGAAAUCGCAUGGUUGUUACUCUCAGCUUUAGAAAUUAUGUAAAGUGAUAUUCUGAAAUAGUGAUACGUGCCUAUGUUGCUGAACUAGACAAAAACACAGACAGCUUAGUGUUGUAUUACAAAAUGAUAUUAUGUUUUAAGAAACUAUUUAUAUGGAAUUAACAAACGUGUGUAAAAACAAAAAAAUGAAUGGAGACUGUGUUCCAAUUAUCUUUACGAAUCAGAUAAACCCAGGACAGGACAGUUAACACCACCUAAAAGGUUAUAUUUUCAAUAGAAUUGGCCAAUUUGUUUUUAAUAGGUUAAAUUGUGUACUUUAUUAAACCAAUAAAUGUGCUUUCCACCACUUUAAAAUCGAUUAUUGGCAAAAUUGUGAGAACAAAAUAUAAUUAGGUGGUUUUAACUGUAAUGUCGUACAUUCAAUAAAACUAUAUUAUCAUCGUUGUACACUCACAGGCAAAAUAAUCGAUCCACACAAAUUUUCGAUGAAUUUCCAUCGCAAAUAUCUCUUUUAUUUGAUUUUGGAUUUAAACAAAUAUUAAAGAAUAUUGUAGAAAAAUUAAUGAAGAAUCGCUCACAUUUUAAAAAUUACUAAAAAAAUAGACGUACGUUUAUAACAUACAGGUUUAAACAAAAAUAUUUUUUUUUACCAUAAGUUUCAGACACUCUGUAGAGUGGCAAAACCGUAUAUUUUUCUAAAUUAAGUUUUAAUUAUCAACUCACAUCUAUUUUUAACAGUUUUGUUUUUGGUUCACAUUGAUAUAUUUAUUUUUGUGUAAAAUAUGGAUUUAAAAAAAAACAUUGCAAUUUCCAAUAUUUUUUCUGUACGAAGAACUAAGGUUGCUAUGGUCCAUCCAUAGUCUAUGGAGGAUGACAGUGACAGUUUUGUUGAAUUAUCCCAUAAUUAUCCCAAAAAGUUAUCAAAUUGGUUUUUGUAAAUUAAUAUGUUAAUUUUGAGGCGUCUUCUUACUUUUAAAAAUGUAUGUCUCCGACUGUGACGUUUAAAACACUUGCCACGUAAUACUGUGACAGUCCAUCCUGAAUUAAAUCAAUGGCUCUGGCAACAUCAGUCGGAGACAAAUUCAUUUUUAAAAAUAAGAAGACACCUCAAAAGUUAAACAUUAAUUUGCAAAAAACAAUUUCAUAGCUUUUGAAAGCCGUAUCUGACAUGUCCAAGUAUGGGAUGAUUCAACAAAACUGUCACUGUCAUCCUCCAUAGCCUAUGAAUGGACCAUAGCAACCUUAUUUCUUGGUACAGAAAUAAUAUUGGAAAUUGCAAUGUUUUUUUAAAAAAUCCAUAUUUUCCACAAAAAUAAAUAUAUCGAGGUGAACCAAAAACAAAACUGUUAAUAAUAGAUGUGACUUGAUAACUAAAACCUAAUUUAGAACAAUAUACGGUUUAGCUAUAGCUAUAGAGUAUACUCUACAGAGUGUCUUAAACUUAUGUUAAAAAACUUAUUUUUGUUUAAACCUGAAUAUUAUAAACGUACAUCUAUUUUUUAGUAAUUUUUUAAAAUGUGAGCGAUUCUCUAUUAAUUUAUCUACAUUAUUCUUUAAUAUUUGUUUAAAUCCGAUAUCAAAUAAAAAAGUUAUUUGCGAUUGAAAUUCAUCGAAAAUUUGUGUGGAUCGAUUAUUUUGCCUGUGAGUGUAUUAUAAAAAUUAUUACACCUUACUUUCACUAUAAACAUUCUAAGGUAAUUAACAUUUCGUUUUUAUAAUUUAAUACAAUAAAAUAAAAAAAUAUAUAAUACUCAAGGGUUUUGUAAAUAAAGCAAAAAAAAUUAGGGAUUUAUUUAACUUCCUUUGCAAGUCAACUUUUAUUAACAUUGUAUAAAUAAAUGAUAUUUUCUUUGGUAUUUAUUUUGCUGAUUCCUUAAAGCAAACCUUCACCUUUGAUUAUAUAAUUAAAUAAAUUAAUAAAAAAAUCAAUUAAUUGUAAAGUAAUUAAUGUAAGAACAUUUGUAAAUAUAAUAAAUCAUUUAUGGUGGUAUGCAAAAACAAUCGUUAUUUAACCAUCCUUUUUGUAUACAGCCAUAGGUAUAAUAUUUAGGAUAUGAUACAUAAGAUACUAAAAGCCUUAUGUUCGUAACUAAGUCAUACAAUUAUGUGCGAUUCGUUUUGUCAAAAUACUUGUACAAAG
Messenger RNA from Brassicogethes aeneus, 3201 nucleotides. NCBI's taxonomy places the organism in Eukaryota, Metazoa, Arthropoda, Insecta, Coleoptera, Nitidulidae. The record is from the annotation of a GenBank genome assembly.